Messenger RNA from Stegostoma tigrinum, 1872 nucleotides. It is a transcript of the gene vamp4, whose product is annotated as vesicle-associated membrane protein 4. The transcript is spliced from 9 exons. The coding region runs from base 357 to 782 and encodes 141 amino acids. NCBI's taxonomy places the organism in Eukaryota, Metazoa, Chordata, Chondrichthyes, Orectolobiformes, Stegostomatidae. The record is from RefSeq and is a predicted model, not a curated record. Gene Ontology annotation, biological process: Golgi ribbon formation; vesicle-mediated transport. Gene Ontology annotation, cellular component: membrane.
CGUUUCCAUGGAGACGGGGGGGCGGGGCUUGUGUCGGUCCGAGGCCGCACUCUGCUGCAGCUCCCGGGGUCCAGAGAGAGGGGGAGGGAGAGAGUGCGAGUCCGGGCCAAGGCCCAGAAACAUACAGAGAGAGAGUGAUUGAGUGAGUCUAGGCCAAGGCCCAAGGCGAGAUAGUGUCCAGGCUAAGGCCCCGAGAGAGACCAGGCCAAGGCCCGGGGCCCCGGGAGAGCGAAGCCGAGCUGACACAGUCAACCCGGGAGUGGGCGAGAGACACCAGGCCCUAGAGGCGGCUGGUGGAAGGUUGAAGAUUUGUUGCACUUCAGUUUGAAGAGAUCACAUUCCAUUUGGCAGUAAUCAUGCCACCUAAAUUUAAACGACAUUUAAAUGAUGAUGACGUGACAGGAUCCAUAAGAAGUGAAAGGCGAAAUCUGUUAGAAGAUGAUUCUGAUGAAGAGGAAGAUUUUUUCCUAAGGGGACCUACUGGACCAAAGUUUGGACCACAGAAUGAUAAGAUCAAACAUGUCCAGAAUCAAGUGGAUGAAGUUAUUGAUGUGAUGCAGGAGAACAUCACUCGAGUGAUUGAACGAGGGGAGCGACUUGAUGAACUACAAGACAAAUCUGAAAGUUUAUCUGAUAAUGCCACGGUUUUCAGCAACAGAGCAAAGCAGCUACGGCGUCAGAUGUGGUGGAGAGAAUGUAAGAUGAAGGUCAUCAUAGCAGUGGUCGUUGUAAUUGUCUUGUUAGUCAUUAUCAUACCUGUAAUUUUGAAGAAUCGCUCCUGAUGCCAAAUCUCUCUCAGCGUCAGUCCGCAGUCAUAGAUUGAUGGUCUGCAGCUCUGUUCAAGUUCUGUUGAGAUCACCUAGAGAAAAUCCAAAUUGAAAUGGGUUUUAUUCAUAACCAUAAUCAAGGUUAACUUCUUUCUCAUAUUGCAGUUUAAUGUGUACCCAUUAUUGUCCAUUAAAAUUAUCCAUAUGCUGUGGAAAUCUAACCAUGGUGACUUUUACCCCUUUGUACAAUAUUCAUUUUCUUUGAAAUAUACCUGCAAAAUUUCUACAACUGUAUGUUUGUAUAGUGUUCUUCCCCACUCUCGUUAGUGUCCGUGGACCCCCAACAGCAUGGAUCUGUUCACUGUCAUACUUGCAGGAGUUUGCCAGUACCAUUUUUGUACAUGAAUUGGCUUGGACUUUUUUUAAUGCACCGUUUUUCCUCACCCUGUUGUAAACCCUUACCUAACUUUGUCCAUUGCCAUGGGCAACAGGUUGCUUAUAAAAUCUGUAGUGCAGACUUUUGAAUUACCAGCAUGACAUUAAAGGUGAAAGAUUUUAUUUAGUAUUUUUCCCUCUGUUAAUUAGUUUCACACAAGCAGUAGGGGCUUCUGCCCCUACAUCUUCACUCACCAAUCCAGGCAGAUCUGCGAGACAGGAAGAUACGUGUGGCAUUAGAGAAGGAUUCAACGGCUACACAAAACCUGCAGUCUGGUGUGAAUGCUCCUUCUGUAGCCCCCCAGUGAUGUGGUGUAAAGUGUAAAAACACCAAGAUCUUUCUAAAGAUUGUAAAAAUACUUGUAUAUUUAAGGAACUUGACUUGUUGACUUUUAUGUUGUAACUAUGUUUUAGUGCAAUUGUAUUUUUUAUUCAUCACUGCGUUGUACAGACCACCUUAACUUAUUAUGUAUAUGUAUGGGUGAAUGCAUGGACAAUUUCACAAUAUUCCCUAAACUGAAGGAAACUACUGAGUAGAGACUUAAAAUAAAAUAUUACAUCUUUUCAUUGCUUGAUUUCUUUUAAUUGUUACAAGAUAAUGAUUUGAAUUUUUUGAUUCUUUUGAAAGUGUAUUGAUAAAUAUGAAAAUAAAAGGUUAACAAUCUCUCAA